AUCAGGCCCAGCUGACAGUUGGAGAAAGCAGAGAGCUUGACGAGGACGAAGCGGAAUAACUAGAUCCUUGGGAAACGAGAAUCCAUCGACAGAGAGAGAGAAGAGUUGAAGCAUAACCGAAGCCAGCACUCAGAAUCUCACACUCAAACACAAAUUUGAUCUUUUCUCUUAACAUUUAUGCAUUUGGUUUCGUUAGUUUCUUAUAGAUCGGAAAGGAAUAAAGGGAAUGGCAAACUAUUUAGCCCAGUUUCAAACAAUCAAGAGCACGUGUGGCCAUCUCGUCAUUGCUGUUGAAGAUGUCAGUGACUUGUGGCCUACAAUCAAGAAUAGUUUUGAAGAGCGGCUACCGUUCAAAAGAGCUUCCUUAAAUAACAAGACCCGGAAUGCAGUGUUUGUAGAGAAUUUACAGGCUGAAUUCAUAUUAACCACUGAUGCAAGAUUACGAAGCAGAUUUCCUCAGGAGCAAUAUUUAUUUUGGUUCCGAGAGCCAUAUGCAACUCUGGUUCUUGUUACAUGUGAGGAUCUUGAUGAGUACAAGACCAUUCUUAAACCACGCCUGAAAUUAAUUGUCCAAAAUGAUGAGCGUGAAUGGUUUAUCGUAUUUGUGUCUAGAGCCCAUCCAAGCAAUGAUCAGGCCUCUAAAUUGGCAAAGAAAGUAUAUGCCAAACUUGAAGUUGAGUUCAGCUCCAAGAAGAGGGAAAGGUGCUGCAAGUUUGAUGUACAUGGUCCUGAAGCAAAUUUUUGGGAAGACUUAGAGGCCAGAAUUAUGGAGUGUGUCAGAAAUACAUUGGAUACACGUGAACAAUUCUAUGAGGAUGAGAUACGCAAGCUUAGUGAACAGCGUUUCAAUCCAAUUUGGAACUUCUGUAAUUUUUUCAUUUUUGAAGGUUUGGAAAGCUUGGCGUUUAUGUUUGAGAUGGCUCAUCUUCAUGAGGAUGCAUUGCGUGAAUAUGAUGAACUAGAAUUGUGUUACUUGGAAACAGUUAAUAUUGGUGGCAAACGUAGAGAGUUUGGAGGACUAGACCCUGGUGAUGACCAGGCGGCACUGCUUAUUCCUGGGAACAAACCAUUGACACAGAUUGUUCAAGAUGACUCGUUCCGUGAAUUUGAAUUCAGACAGUAUCUCUUUGCAUGCCAAUCAAAGCUCUUAUUCAAGUUGAAUCGUCCUUUUGAGGUUUCUUCAAGGGGUUAUUCAUUUAUAAUUAGUUUCUCAAAAGCCCUGGGUUUACAUGAGAGUAUUUUACCCUUUUGUAUGCGUGAAGUUUGGGUAAUCACUGCAUGCUUGGCUGUAGUCAAUGCAACCAAUUCUCAAUAUAGUGAAGGAAAUGCGGCCCCUGAAAUAGAAAGGCAGUUCUAUCGCCUUCAAGGUGAUCUUUACUCCUUAUGUAGGGUUAAGUUCUUGAGGCUUGUAUAUCUAAUUGGAUAUGGAACAGAGAUAGAAAGGAGUCCUGUUAAUAGUGCUUUAUUGAGCAUGCUGCCUUGGCCCAAGCCAGCAGUUUGGCCUUUGGUUCCAGAUGGUGCUGCCUCUGAGGUGCUUCAGAAAGAAAAGAUUAUUAUGCAAGAAAAUCCUAGAGUCAAGCCCUUUGGCAUUGAGAGGAAACCCUUGCCACUUGAACCUACUGCCCUUGUACGCGAGGCAAAUCGACGAAGGGCUUCUCUCUCUGCUGGAAGCCCAUCUGAGAUGUUUGACAGCAAACAAGGCUUUGCUGAUGGAUCAGCGACAGAUGUAUCAUCAAAGACAUCCCCAUCAAGUAAAGCACUAGCAAAUUCGAUGUCUCGUACUUACUCAUCUGCUGGAAGUUUUGAGGGCUCGGUCGAUAGACCCAUGAAGCUUGCUGAAAUUUUUGUUGCUUCUGAACAUGUUUUGAUGCAAACAAUCUCAAAUCCUGAUCUGCAGAAAACUUUGUCAUCUAUACAGGAGAUUGAGCAAAAAUAUAUGGAUCUCACUAAAGGUGCUGCUGACAAUUACCAUCGUUCUUGGUGGAAAAGACAUGGAGUUGUCCUUGAUGGUGAAAUUGCAGCCGUCUGCUUUAAGCGCGGGAACUUUGACCUAGCUGCAAAGUCAUAUGAGAAGGUUUGCGCUCUUUAUGCUGGUGAAGGAUGGCAAGAUUUAUUGGCUGAAGUCCUGCCCAAUUUAGCUGAAUGUCAAAGAAUACUAAAUGACCAAGCUGGCUACCUGUCAUCUUGUGUGCGGUUGCUUUCACUUGAUAAAGGUUUAUUCUCAACAAAGGAACGUCAAGCUUUUCAGUCAGAAGUUGUUAGUCUUGCACAUAGUGAAAUGAAGAACCCUGUCCCUCUUGAUGUAUCAUCUUUAAUUACAUUUUCCGGAAAUCCUGGGCUUCCUUUGGAGUUAUGUGAUGGGGAUCCUGGUACCUUAUCUGUAACUGUUUGGAGUGGCUUUCCUGACGAUAUAACUCUUGAUUCUCUUAGUCUCACUUUGAUGGCUACAUUUAAUGCUGAUGAAGGUGGUAAGUUAAGAAGCUCUAGUGCCACUAUACUAAAGCCUGGUAGGAAUACAAUCACCUUUCCUUUACCGCCACAGAAACCUGGUUCUUAUGUCUUGGGAGUUCUUACCGGACACAUUGGACACUUGACUUUUAGAUCUCAUAGUUUCUCCAAGGCAGGUCCAGCAGAUAGUGAUGAUUUCAUGAGCUACGAGAAAACGACCCGGCCCAUCUUGAAGGUUUCCAAACCAAGACCUCUAGUUGAUCUAUCUGUAGCUAUAUCAUCUGCCUUGCUGAUUAAUGAAGCUCAGUGGAUUGGAAUUAUAGCGCAACCGAUAGACUACUCCUUGAAAGGUGCUGUCAUGCAUAUUGAUACUGGUCCGGGUCUGAAGAUCGAAGAGCCGCAUUCCAUUGAGAUGGGAACCUACGGAAGUGCUGCUCAGAAUUCGGCUGAUACGUCAAAUUCUGGUGAUACUGGGAAAGAUGGUAAUAAAGACUUCGAGCAGCUAAGUCUCCUUGAUGGUAAAAUAGAGUUUCCAGACUGGGCCUGUGAUGUGACCUCAAUUCUUUGGAUUCCUAUUCGUGCUAUUGAUGAUAAGCUUGCAAGGGGUUCAUCUUCAGGUCCCCCGCAGAAACAAAGUAUUGUGGAUGGAAUGCGGACAAUAGCUCUGAAACUUGAAUUUGGAAUAUCAAACAACCAGAUCUAUGACAAAACCAUAGCUUUGCAUUUCACCAAUCCUUUCCAUGCGAGCACACGUGUUGCCUAUCAAUGCAGUGAUGGUACUUUGCUUUUGCAGGUAAUACUGCACUCCCAAGUGAAGGCCACAUUAACUGUUAAAGAUGCUUGGCUUGAUCUUCAAGAUGGAUUUGUUCAUGCUGGACAAGGUGAUGGAAGACCAGUUUCUGCCUUUUUUCCGCUUGUAAUAUCUCCAAAUUCAAGAUCGGGACUCCUCUUCCGAGUAUGCCUGGGGAAGGGAAUUGCUGAAGAUGAAAAUAAGUUGCAACCAGAAAGCAUAUUAAACAUCAGAUACGGAAUUGCCGGUGAUAGGACCAUUGGGGCACACCCACCAGCGGCUGCAAAAUCAAAUAAAACCGAGGGUGCUAGUCAGGAAUUAAUCUUCCGGAGUGCUAUAAUCUUGCAGCGACCUGUCCUUGACCCAUGCCUGGCUGUCGGGUUUCUCCCUCUUCCUUCUGAUGGUCUUCGAGUCGGGAAACUUGUUACCUUGAAAUGGAGAGUUGAGAGGUUGAAAGACAUCGAGGAGAGCAAUGUUCCACAGAACAACGAUGAGGUGCUGUAUGAAGUGAACGCGAAUCCCGAUAACUGGAUGAUAGCUGGGAGGAAAAGAGGGCAUGUUUCUCUCUCCCCAAAGCAAGGUUCGAGGAUAUUUAUUUCCAUACUAUGCAUGCCGCUCAAUGCCGGCUAUGUCCACCCCCCUCACCUCGGGCUACCGGAUAUCGACGAGGCAAAUAUAAACUGCAGUCCUGCCGGACCUCACCUUGUUUGCAUCUUGCCUCCUGAUCUUAGUUCAUCUUUCUGCGUUCCGGCAUGAUUGUCAUCUAUUUUCAUCUUACAACUCGAUCUCUGGUCCCAAAAUUUCCACUAUGUUCAAUGAAAAACUGUCACAGAUUUAGAUUUAGACCAAAGUUUGUUCGCUUAUUGUUUUUCCUUCCGAUUGUUUCAUGUUGUGGUUCAUGUAAAGAAGAAUGGUGUAUCAUUGUAAUAUGCAGACCAAUGCGAUUCA
This is a messenger RNA of Hibiscus syriacus, 4186 nucleotides long. Its product is annotated as trafficking protein particle complex II-specific subunit 130 homolog. Lineage: Eukaryota; Viridiplantae; Streptophyta; Magnoliopsida; Malvales; Malvaceae. The coding region runs from base 227 to 3994 and encodes 1255 amino acids. Gene Ontology annotation, cellular component: TRAPPII protein complex. Gene Ontology annotation, biological process: early endosome to Golgi transport; intra-Golgi vesicle-mediated transport. The transcript has 21 exons. The record is from RefSeq and is a predicted model, not a curated record.